AUGCAAAGGCAACGACGUACACCGCCAUGGCGACCCUCCGUGAUUUUGGAUGAGUGGGUGCAGAGAGAAUCUCGUCCCAUCAGCUUGAGGCAAUUGACAUUCUUCGGACGUACGCUCACCGAGUCGCGGUUGCUCAGCUCGGCCAACUAUGUUCGCCUGGAGCUGCCCACACGUCUUGCCCACCGACUGCGGAAUAUGCAGACAUUGCCUUAUGCUGCCUUGACCAACGAGCAUAUCGCUCAUGUAUACGAGCUAUACUACCGAGCUUUCGAACUCUUUCGAAAGGUUCCUGCCAUUCACAAUAUGGACGACAAUGACCGCUUGUGCGAGGUCUUGAGGACGGCCUUGACGGAUCAUUUGACGGUGAUCCCACGCCUGGCCAUGGGCAUAUUGGAGAUCCAGGACUCGGUGUCUGGCGACGAGUGCGACCGCUUCAUGACGACUUUGCUACGCUCUCGGAUCAGUCGUAGAGUGAUUGCCGAGCAGCACCUAGCAUUGACCGAGACCUUCCACUCUCCUUGGCACUUUGACGGCAAGAAGUCGUCGGUGGCACCCGAAGACGAAUUCGUGGGCGAGAUCUUCCUUAAGUGCAAUGCGCGCGAGAUCGUGGAGAAGUGCGCCAAGAGGGCUCGAGAGCUCACCGCGAAGGCUUAUGGACCAAAGGUCACGAUUCCCAAGAUUAUACUACAAGGACAUCUGGACACGACAUUCCCGUAUAUUCCUUCUCAUCUCGAGUAUAUCCUUGGGGAGUUGCUGCGCAACAGCAUACAAGCGGUAGUCGAGCAGACUGGCUCAAGUAACCCACCGCCUAUCGAGGUGCUUAUCUGCGAGGCGGCGCAGCAAGUCAUCUUCCGCAUAUCUGAUCAAGGCGGCGGUAUCGAUCGAGAGAUCCUACCAUACCUUUGGAGUUUCGCUAAAGGACCUCGCCGUAAUAAGCGACUGAAGAAUCUGGGACAGGUACCUCGACUAGCAGCCACGAUGGAAGAAUUACAGCUGCCUCCCUCUGUUCCAGAUCAGACUGAGAACGAGCAGUCAGGGGAGAGGUUCGGGUCUUCAUUAGCAAGUUUAUCAAGUCGACCGCCAGACUUGCGUCUCGGCAUUGGACUACCCAUGAGCAGGAUCUAUGCCGAAUACUGGGCCGGUAGUCUCGAGCUACAUAGCCUUGAAGGCUAUGGCUGUGAUGCGUUCCUGCAGGUCAGCAGGCUAGGCAAUAAGAAUGAGGUGCUAAGCACAAGAGCCGCGAUGGAUGGCGUGUGA
Messenger RNA from Recurvomyces mirabilis, 1257 nucleotides. It is a transcript of the gene PKP2, whose product is annotated as putative protein kinase. Lineage: Eukaryota; Fungi; Ascomycota; Dothideomycetes; Mycosphaerellales; Teratosphaeriaceae. The record is from RefSeq and is a predicted model, not a curated record. The transcript is spliced from 2 exons. Gene Ontology annotation, molecular function: pyruvate dehydrogenase (acetyl-transferring) kinase activity. The coding region runs from base 1 to 1257 and encodes 418 amino acids. Gene Ontology annotation, biological process: regulation of glucose metabolic process; protein phosphorylation. Gene Ontology annotation, cellular component: mitochondrion.